This is a messenger RNA of Patella vulgata (common limpet), 6635 nucleotides long. RefSeq names its product WD repeat-containing protein 90. Gene Ontology annotation, molecular function: protein binding. Gene Ontology annotation, cellular component: centriole. Lineage: Eukaryota; Metazoa; Mollusca; Gastropoda; Patellidae. Bases 126 to 5738 code for a protein of 1870 amino acids. The record is from RefSeq and is a predicted model, not a curated record. The transcript is spliced from 43 exons.
GCUAGAUCAACGCGCAGGUGCGUGAACCCAACAUGGCGGCAAAACCAAAUCUGUCAAACAUUCCUGUAAAUCAUCUUAACAUUCAGCACUAAUUCAACGAUUUGACAGUAUUACAAUAACUGAUAAUGGCGCAUCUUUGGCAGCAUCCAUAUGUAAAUAUAUUCAAACACUUUAAUUUAUCAACAUGGAAGAAAUCAACCAAGGAAGGAGAAGUGGCAUCUGCAAUGGACAAGAUUUUAAAAGGAACAGUUUACCGAAUAUCGGGUUCUAUUCCUGCAGGGAAUUAUUUGCAGCUGCCUAAAACUGGUUCUCAAUCCUUGGGGUUGACAGGACGAUACAUGUAUUUGAUGUUCAGACCAAUUCCAGCCAAAUAUUUUGUUGUCCAUGUUGAUGUUGCAACUCAAGAUAAUCUAGUCGUUAGAGUUUCCUUCUCUAAUUUAUUUAAAGAAUUUAAAUCAACAUCAACAUGUUUACAGUUUCCAUUUAUAUGUCAUGCAUCUCAAGGAUCAGUUUCAUCAUAUGCUUCUAUUGGCAGUAGAGAUCAAGGUGGACCAACACCUAUUACAGCUCGGUGGACUGUCUUAUCAUUAGAUUUUGAACAUAUUUUAUCAACUUACUUAAACAGAAAAUAUCAUUUCAUCAAGAGUAUCCGGUUAUGUGCUAAUAUGAUUGUUAAAAAUAUCUACACCAGUGAUAUGAUGUAUGAUCCAGGAAUAACAUUUGAAGAAAGUAAGAAAAGGGGCAUGGUUCCUGGAAAUAUAGCACCAAUGCCAAGAGAAAUGGCUUUUCCUUUAUUGAAAGGUUCUAACUGGCAUGAUGUCUAUGAUAUAAUUCGAUUUCCGACAGAGACUGAAAUGAAGCCAUUUGAUUCUAUCCAGUUUACAAACCAGAGAUCUAGUGGAAAUGUAGAACCGGUUCGACAAUCAUCUAAAACAGUGGAUAUAAGUAAAUGUGUAUCUGAUAGAGUAACUAUGAUAAAUAAAGUAACAGCACCAAGAGAGAAAAAGACACGGCAACAUGUAAAUUCUGAUUUACCAGAAGUAGGUGUUGUUGAUACGUGGUCUGUAGCACAUGAUGAGUUAGGAGAUGUUCAUCUGUUUGCUAAAACUGAUGACGAUGUUGUUGUACAUAGAGAAGAUAAACGUACUGGACGAGAGAUAAGCAGGAAUAAAGUGAAAGGUCCAACGACAGUAGUUAAUAAGAAAGACAACUUUACACAAUUAGAACCUGAUCCAAUAUUAAAGUUGAAAAAAAUAGUUGGGUUUGGUGGUGGAACAUAUAAGGAGGUUCUAUGGACACAGGAUGUAACAACGGUUGUUUAUCCCUGUCAUGCUGUUGUUGUAGCUAUGAAAGUCAAUAAUGGACGACAACGUUUCUUUAUUGGACACACAGAUAAGGUGUCUGCUAUUGCUAUUACUGGUAAUUCAGCUCUACUGGCUUCAGGUCAGACAGGAACAAUGAGUCUUGUAAGAGUAUGGAGAUUUCAUAAUGGUGAAUGUUUAGCCAUGUGUAAAACACACACCCAUUCUUUACACUCUCUAAGUUUUUCUACUAAUGGUAAUGUUUUAUGUGGUGUUGGUAAAGAUGGUCAAGGGAAAAAUAUGGUGGUAAUAUGGAAUACAUCUAAAGUGUUAAAAUCUAGAGAGAUGUCUGUCAUGGCUAAAGCUCACACUGAUGUAGAUAUUGUUAGAAUGAAGAUUGCAGGAUUUGAUGAAACAAGAAUGGUAUCGUGUGGACGUGAUAAUGUGAGAUUAUGGCGUGUAAAAGAAGGAUCAUUAAGAUCAGCGCCAGUAUCUCUAGGAGAACAUCAUAACAUGGAUUUAACAGAUAUCUGUUUUGAAAAUUGUGUUCAACCUGAUAAGGAAUCCACCAAUAAAAUUAUAUAUGCGUGUAGUAAAUCUGGUCAUGUGAUAAAGAUAGAUUAUCAGAAAGUUGCUGUUCAACAUGUCAGACGUCUGCUUCCUGUCAAUAAAAAAUCAACGAAAGAUAAAGAAGUAAAAACAGGUACAGGAAUAUGCAUUAACAGUAUGUUUGUUAGUGAAGCAUUUUGUGUGACGGGAUCAGAUGAUGGAUUUCUACGUCUAUGGCCACUAGAUUUUGCUAAUGUAUACUUAGAGGCAGAACAUGAAGGUCCUGUAACAGCUGUUAAUUUAUCAUCAGAUGGUAUGAAAAUAUUGGCUGGUACUAUUACUGGUAAUCUAGGUAUAUUAGAUGUAUCAACACGAGGUUAUACUACUAUAAUGAGAUCACAUACAUCUAGUAUACAUAGUAUAUCUAUAGAUCCAUAUAGAAAACAUAUAGCUACUGUAGCUGAUGAUAAAACUAUCAGAGUCUGGGAUGCUGAAACACUUCAACAGUUGUAUGAUUUUAGUGCAGCUAAAGAAUGUCCGUGUACAAUUAGUUAUCAUCCUUCUAAACAAGUGUUUGCUUGUGGUUUUGAGAAUGGUAUAGUGCGUAUCUUUAAUGUUUCAACUACAACAAUGUUAGCAGAACAUAGACAACAUCGUGGGAAGAUAACAGGAUUAGUGUAUAAUCCAAAUGGAGAUUAUCUGUAUAGCUGUGAUUCACUGUGUUCUCUUGUUUUAUAUGAUACAUCAACAGAUGGUUAUAAUAUUAAUCGUGUUUUAACUAAUACCGUAGCUAGAGGUGAACGUUAUGGUCCUAACGCUUUAUCUGUUAGUCCAGAUGGUACCUGUAUGGCUUUUAUAGGACCGUCUGAUUUUACCGUUACUGUUGUCGAAGGCAAAUCUUUAGAUGAGGUUUUAAGAAUAGAUGUAACUAAUAUGAAUCCAUCUGAUAAUGCUAGAACAACUAUAGAUACAGCUAUACAAGUUUCUUUCUCUACAACUAAACUAGCACAACUUUUAGUUACAACUGCUAAUAAUAAACUUCUUAAAUUUGAUGCUAGAAAUGGACGCUUAUUGACUGAAAUGGAUCAUAUACAUAGAAGUGGUUGUUCAUCUAUCAGUGUCUAUGAUUCAGGCAAAUAUUUAGCUACAGCUGGUGAUAAAGUUAUUAAAAUAUGGGAUUAUGAUAUGAAACUAGAUAUUAAUUUUCAAGUAUUUAUUGGUCACUGUGAGAAGAUAAAUAAAAUAUUAUUUACACCUGAUGGUAUAGGUUUUAUCAGUGUUGGUGAAGCUAUUUAUCUCUGGGAUUUCCUGGCAUUUGAAAAACCCAAACCUACAGAGGGCAGAGAAGUUGUUUUAGAUCAAGAGCAAGAAGAACUUAUAAAAGAAAUGGAAAGGAUGAAUAAUUCUAUGGGUAGAUCUUUUACGGAGAUACCUAGAAGAUCACCACCCAGACCGACUGUAGCGUUUGAUUCACCUGGUCGGAUUGAAGAUCUGAGUUCUAUUUAUAAAUCUUCCAUUGGAGAUGUUACAGAUAUAGAAGAUAUACAAUCAUCAAACUCUGAUAAAGAAGAGAUUCUCAUUGGUCCAGAGUUAGAUGAGAAUCAAGCACAGCUAUCAUCUGAAAGUGAAACAGAAGUGACAGUAAUAAAAGGUAGAAGUAUGAUACAUGGUAGUGCACAUGGUAGACAGACGUCACAACAUUCACCACGUCAUGUGAUAGCUGAGUCAGGCGAUAAUAUAACCCUAACAACAGCUAAACGUGUGACAAAUGAUACAGUUACAGCUAAAAAUAAACAACCACCUAAAGUACAUAAACAUUAUAAACAUCGAAAAAAACAACAUGGUAUAGCACAGAGAAGAUAUACAGCUCCACCAAAUCAAGCUGGAUUAAAACUACAAUCUGUAAUAGGAUAUAAUGGUGAUGGUAGAAAUAAUAUGGUCUGGCAUCAAGAUACAGGUUUAUUUGUAUAUACUAGUGGUUGUAUCAUUAUCAUAGAAGAUUUAGACACUAAUGAACAGAAACAUCUCAUAGGUCAAACAGAGGAAAUAUCUACAUUAGCAUUACAACAUGGUAAUCAGAUACUAGCAUCUGGUAGUGGUAAAUUUGAUACAAUAGAAAGUCAGAUCUGUAUCUGGGACUUACAACAAGGUGUUUGUAAAAAGGUUUUAUCACAUCAUCAAUACGAUAUUGUAUGUAUGGCUUUCUCUAGAGAUGAUAGAUUUCUCGUAUCUAUAGGUGAUUAUCGUGAACGUAGUAUAGCAGUAUGGAGUACCAGUAAUUAUACUAUCUUAACAACAACUAUAACAGAUGAUCCUAUACAUGAUGUACAGUGGGAUCCAUAUUCUGUUAAUGAAUUCUCAACAGUGGGAGAUAACUCUACUGUACAGUUUUGGUUAUUGGAUGAAACUAUGUCAGAAGUAGCGUUAAAUGUUCAUGUAGCCGUAGUACCAAAUGAUCUUCUUAGUUCACAUAAUUUGGGUUCUAAUAAAGUAUCAUUCACAUCUCUGGUAUUUGGUGGUGAUAGUACACUAUAUAUUGGUACAAGUAAUGGUAUGGUAGCGGCCUGGGAUACAAGACAGAACUCUUGUUUCAUGCAUUGGGAGGCAGAUGAAACAGAAAUAGGUGUAUUAUUAUGUAAUGGUAAUAAAUUGUUAACUGGUAGUGUAGGACGUAAUGUUCGAGUCUGGUCUAUAGAUGGUAUAAAUGAGAUGAGACAACCUGAUGCUCCGAGAAAACUACAACAAGGUUUAACUAUGGAAGAUGAAAUGACAUUAAAUGGAGCAGUAACAUGUGCUGUCUUUGAUCCUAGUCUAGAAAUGGGUAUUGUUGGAACUAGUGCUGGUACAUUAUGGUAUAUUAACUGGACAGAAAGAACCAGUAUAAGACUAGUAUCUGGUCAUAUGAAUAAAAUAAAUGGUUUGAGUGUAUGUAAGAAUGGUUUAUUAGCAUCUGGUGCUGAUGAUGGUAGUGUUAGAGUAUGGACUAUUAAAGAUAGAGAACAAGCUCUUCAAUUCCAAGUUCUAGAUCAGAAAUGUACCAGCCUUGCUUUUGGUCCCUCUCCACAACAAUUAAGUAAAUCAUCUAGUCCACCAGUACCGGCUGUAGUAGCAGGAUUUAGCGAUGGUACAAUUAGAAUGUUUGAUAUAAACAAAGUAGAAAUGGUUUUAAAGAUGCAUCCUCAUGCUGUAGCUGUGACAGCUAUAUCUUUCUCCUCUGAUGGACGUACAAUAAUAUCUGGAGGUAAAGAUGGUUUGAUAGCUGUUAGUAGUCCUACAACUGGUUUAACCGUUAGAGUUAUCUGUGAUCAUAAAGGUUCACCAAUAUCUAAUAUAGAUGUCACUAAUAGACAGGAUCAAGAUGUAGGUAUAAAUGCACCUUUAUUGUGGUUGGCUAGUAGUGCUGAUAGACGUGUUAGUGUCUGGUCUGCUGAUUGGACAAAGGAUUUUUGUGAGCUUGUUGAUUGGUUGACAUUCCCGGCUCCGGCAUUUACACCUGAUGGAACAAUUAUUGAUAAAAAUAACAAGAAGCAUCUGAAAUCUCUACCCCCAACUCUAGCUCGGUUUUCUACUGAAGAGUCAGACAUCAUACUUUAUGUUGGGUAUGGCAUGCAGAAACAUGUUCAGUUUUAUAGUCUUUCACAGAGAAAGGUGAUUCGUACAGCUGCUUUAACCCACUGGGCAACUUGUUUAGAAACAGCACCAGAUUCUCCUCUGAUCGCUGUUGGUGUUAAUGAACGGCUAUUAAAGUUGCUUGAUUAUUAUGAGGGAAGCUUUCAAGACUUUACAGGUCAUAGUGAUAUAGUCAGCAACAUCAAAUUUUCAUUGGAUGGCAAACUUCUGUUAAGUACUAGUUAUUCAGAGAUAUUAAUAUGGGAGAUUGCUGUAUGAUACCAGUAGGAUACUUCUCUCUUGAAACUUUAUUUAACAUGUGCUGCAGUGUUUGUGUUCUAACAGAAAUAUAUCAAUUAUUUAUGUUGAAUUUGCAUUUAUAGAAAUUAACAGUUGUAUGAAAUCCACUAACUGGAUAAAACCAGACUUCCAUGAAUUAUUGAUUACAAAUAUGCAACUACAUGUAUACUUCUAAGUGGAUAUACAUUAUGUAUUUGCUUGUGGUGAUUUGUUGGCCGAUACUAUAAUUAUAUGAGUGAGUGUGAAUAUUGUGAUAUAUUGGUACAUUGUUACAGAACAUUCCUUUACACAUAUGUUAUGUGAUAUUUAUAAGAAUUCUAUUAGUCCGUCCGAUAAUACAAAGAAGAAGUAUAUGAUUUACAUGAAGUCCCUCAUCAAUUCCUAAUAGCAAUCUUGCUUAAACUAUAGAAUUCGGAGUGAUUUGCUUCAGUAACUGUCUCAAAAAUAUUAUACAUUUACAGUGCAAUCCCGCUAUAAAAGACCAGAUGUUGAACAGAUUAUAAAUUGAUCUUUAUACUCCCAGGAUAUAGAUUUGACACAUUCUUUUAGAAAACAGUUGGGUGAGUGACCCAUAAUACUGAGUUGAUUGAUUAGCGGGGAUUUCACUGUACAUGUAUAUCAAGUGUUCUUUUAGCAUUUUACAAAAAGCAUUAUGUACAUAUGGAUGGAUUUAAUUUAAAUAUUUGUACAUAAGUGAUAAACUUGACCUAUUGUAUAUUUCUGCUCUGUUUUUACAGUAUUAUAGACAUGUAAAUAUAUUUAGCCAUCCUGAGCUUGAAUCUCUUCUAAUGCAUGAUUUUGCUAUACAUGUAUUUAUAACCCAUGAUUUAUUUAAUAAUUCACUUGUAAAUAAGAAAUAAAAAGAAUAUUUUAUAC